Molecule: messenger RNA, 2181 nt
Organism: Exaiptasia diaphana
Lineage: Eukaryota; Metazoa; Cnidaria; Anthozoa; Actiniaria; Aiptasiidae
Product: tolloid-like protein 2
Exons: 5
Coding region: 1-2181 (726 amino acids)
Source: RefSeq, a predicted model, not a curated record
AUGUGGCGCCUCAUUGUUCCCAAUGGAUUUCGCGUCAAACUCACCUUUAAGGCUUUUGAGCUAGAGAAUGACAACUACUGCCUCAACGACUUCGUCGAAAUAAGAGAUUGGAAGCCCGCGGGAUGGAACGGUGAGUUACUUGGUCGGUUCUGUGGUAGUACCAUUCCACAAAAGCCGAUCUUUUCCUUGUCCAAUGAGAUGGCUGUAUUGUUCGUUAGUGAUGACAAUGCACAAACCGUGCACAAGGGCUUCAAUGCGCACUUUGAGAUGGAUGGUGUCCAUCGCUCCAAUACAUUCUCCCAUACAGAAUUCAAAGGUUUCAAAGGAAAAAUAACAGUAGUAAACAGAUUGGCAUCUAGAUCACGUUGUUGGGAUACCAAAAACAUCAUCAACGAAACAAGCGGAAGCCUUUCCAGCCCCAAGUACCCAUUAAAAUACAUUGCAGAACAGUGUAUAAUGUGGCGCCUCAUUGUUCCCAAUGGAUUUCGCGUCAAACUCACAUUUAAGGCUUUUGAGCUAGAGAAUGACAACUACUGCCUCAACGACUACGUCGAAAUAAGAGAUUGGAAACCCGAGGGUUGGAACGGUGAGUUACUUGGUCGGUUCUGUGGUAGUACCAUUCCAGAAAAGCCGAUCUUCUCCUUGUCCAAUGAGAUGGCUGUAUUGUUUGUUAGUGAUGACAAUGCACAAACUGUGCACAAGGGCUUCAAUGCGCACUUUGAGAAGGAUGGUGACCAUCGCUCCAAUACGUUCUCCCAUGCAGAAUUCAAAGGUUUCAAAGGAAAAAUAACGGUAGUGAACAAAAUGGCUAAAUCUAAUUCACGUUGUCGCAAUUCCAAAAACAUCAUCAACGAAACAAGGGGAAGCAUUUCCAGCCCCAAGUACCCAUCAAAAUACAUUCCAGGUCAGUGUAUAAUGUGGCGACUCAUUGUUCCCAAUGGAUUUCGCGUCAAACUCACCUUUAAGGCUUUUGAGCUGGAGAAUGACAACUACUGCCUCAACGACUACGUCGAAAUAAGAGAUUGGCAACCCGAGGGUUGGAACGGUGAGUUACUUGGUCGGUUCUGUGGUAGUACCAUUCCAGAAAAGCCGAUCUUUUCCUUAUCCAAUGAGAUGGCUGUAUUGUUCGUGAGUGAUUAUAACGCACAAAUCGUGCACAAAGGCUUCAAUGCGCACUUUGAGAUGAAUGGUGACCAUCGCUCCAAUACGCUGUCCCAUGCAGCUUGUGCAAAGGAUGCUCUUAAUGUAGAUGCUACUCUCGAAACUGGCUGGAAGUACGAGAUCCAAAGUCCAGGUUUUCCAAACAAUUACCAGCCCAACCAAACUUGUACUUGGAAAGUAUUUUUCCCUCAAUAUUUGAAAAAUGUACACAACAGUUAUCAGAUGAUGCUGGUGUUCGACGUCAUGGAAAUAGAGCCUUGUACGUACUGUGGUUGUGAUUGGUUGGCGUAUUCUUAUAGGGAAAGUGAUUUACCCAAAACCUCUCAGACCUAUUACUAUUACAAAAAAUGCUCAUUGUACUCCAAAAAUACCAUUGCCACUCUAAAGAAAAGUGGCUCAAGCAAAAUUCGCAUCUAUUCCGAUCGAAUAAGUUCAAAUCAAAAGGAAUUUUGGCUACGAUUUCAUUCAGAUCCUUUUUCAGAAUUCAAAGGUUUCAAAGGAAAAAUAACAGUAGUAAACACAAAAGCAUCUAGUUCACGUUGUUGGAAUACCAAAAACAUCAUCAACGAAACAAGCGGAAGCAUUUCCAGCCCCAAGUACCCAUCAAAAUACAUUCCAGGUCAGUGCAUAAUGUGGCGCCUCAUUGUUCCCAAUGGAUUUCGCGUCAAACUCGCCUUUAAGGCUUUUGAGCUGGAGAAUGACAACUACUGCCUCAACGACUAUGUGGAAAUAAGAGAUUGGCAGCCCGCGGGGUGGAACGGUGAGUUACUUGGUCGGUUCUGUGGUAGUACCAUUCCAGAAAAGCCGAUCUUUUCCUUGUCCAAUGAGAUGGCUGUGUUUUUCGUGAGUGAUKAUAACGCACAAACCGURCACAASGGCUUCGAAGCGCACUUUGAGAUGAAUGGUGACCAUCGCUCCAAUACGCUGUCCCAUGCAGUUUCAGGGGAUAUUCAAGUGAAGCCAUUCUUCACACAUUCUGCUUUAAUGAUGGUGGUUGUCAUCAUGAAGAAACUCUUGUGA